This is a messenger RNA of Ilex paraguariensis (yerba mate), 486 nucleotides long. The record is from the annotation of a GenBank genome assembly. NCBI's taxonomy places the organism in Eukaryota, Viridiplantae, Streptophyta, Magnoliopsida, Aquifoliales, Aquifoliaceae.
AUGCUCUGGGUUGCACGCUAUGCCCCGGGAUUACUACACUGGUGGUUGACUCAGAAAUUGUUCCCCUCAUCUUCUGUCCUUGACCGAAACCCUGCAUUUUUCAGCACAAAGGACUUGGAGGUCUUGAAGAACACACCAGGAUAUCAAUUGCUGAGCCGGAACCAGCUACAGAAGCAAGAUGUUUUCGACUCUCUUCGCCGUGACUUCAUCGUGGCUUUUGGCAAGUGGGACUUUGACCCACUGGAUCUAAGCAACCCAUAUCCUCAAAAUGAAAGCCCUGUUCACAUCUGGCAAGGUUAUGAAGACAAGGUUGUGCCUGUUCAGUUGCAAAGAUAUGUUUCGGGAAAGCUACCCUGGAUUCGGUAUCAUGAAAUUCCUGAGAGUGGACAUUUCGUUGUAUACGAUGGUGAUGUAUGUGAAGCCAUUUUAAGGUCUCUUUUGCUUGGAGAAGAUUCUCCACUGUACAGACCUCAAUUGGCCAACUAA